AUGUCUAUCUCUCCUUUCGAAUGGCCGCUCUGGUGGCGCAUAUGCGUUCUGCUGAAUGUCAGCUUCUACAAUCUCCUUGGGAAUGCCUGGGCCGCUGGUCUUUCUCCCGUUUUUGGGUUGAUCAUUCAGGAGCUACACUGCACGCAAGACCAGGCCUCCAACUUGCCAACGUAUGCUCUGCUGGCUCUUGGGCUCUCUAAUCUCUUCGCUCUCCCGUUGUCAUUACUCAUCGGAAAGCGCUACACCGUCCUCGGUUCGCUCGUUAUCUUUAUCGCCUGUAACAUUUGGUCCGGCGAAGCCACUGACUACUACUCCCUUCGAAACUCACGCAUCGUUGGUGGAUUGGCUGGUGGUCUCGUCGAGGCUCUUGGUCCCAUCAUCGUAGCUGAGACGUUUCCCACGCAUCAGCUCGGAAGAGCCAUGGUCGUCUACGUUGGCUUCCUCGCUGCUGGCUCCGCAGUCGGUCCCAUGGUCGCUGGUGCAGUUGGGACAACACACGACAUUGAAGAGCUGGACGCGGCUCAACCCAGACCUGGAAGCUCGCCUGUCAACGAACCGAAGCCUACGAGUACCUCGGUCGAGGACAUCUGCAUCUCAUCACCGGCCGAAACUACAACUGGAGAGAUUUCUACUGCCAACUUCAGAAAGGAGUACAUUUCGAGGUCGUUCAGUAGCGAGUUUAUGCCGAUGAGGUGGAAGGAAAUGGGCCUGUCACUGGUCCAGCCGCUGCAGCUUCUCAUGGCACCCCAAGUCCUCGUCACCGUGUACAUUUUUGGGCUAACCAUUGGCUGGACCGUCAUUAUCUCCAUUCUCCUCGCCGUCACCUACGCUCAACCUCCUCUGUUGUGGAAUUCACGCUCGAUUGGUCUACUCAACGUCGGUUCUCUUAUCGGUCUUCUCAUUGGUCUCCCCGUUGGCGGUUACCUUGCAGACCUUCUCUUCAUUCGCUCAACAAAGGGACGUACCCGGGAGCCUGAUCCCAGGAGUAGACUGCCAAUGAUGCUUAUCGGAGGACUAGCCAGCCCUCUUGGAUGCAUUAUUCUCGGCCAUGGACUUCAAAACCCUGCUCACUGGAUCGUUGUCUGUGUCGGAUGGAGUCUCCUUGCAUUUGGUUUGACAGGGUCUGCAAACGUCCUGCUUACUUAUUCCGUCAACACUAUGCCUUCGCGAGCAGGAGAUAUCGGUGUCCUUGUAAAUGUCAUGAAGAAUUGCCUGGCCUUUGGUGUAUCCUACUCAGCUAUCAGUUGGAUGAAUGGUAUGGGCCCACUGAAGCAGUUCGCGACUAUGGCUGCUCUUCUUUGGGUUGGUUACCUGCUGGUGAUUCCGGUUUGGGUUUCGAGCAAGUCUAUCAUCCGCAGAAGCGCUGUUUAUACCCGGUAG
Messenger RNA from Fusarium fujikuroi IMI 58289, 1380 nucleotides. RefSeq names its product related to HOL1 protein (member of major facilitator superfamily). The record is from RefSeq and is a predicted model, not a curated record. The transcript has 4 exons. Gene Ontology annotation, molecular function: transmembrane transporter activity. Lineage: Eukaryota; Fungi; Ascomycota; Sordariomycetes; Hypocreales; Nectriaceae. Gene Ontology annotation, biological process: transmembrane transport. Bases 1 to 1380 code for a protein of 459 amino acids.